UGUGUGUGUUGUUACGGUGUGGGAGUGUAGUGAUUGGCACCUGUUUCACAUUCGGGAGGUAACGGGUUCGAUCUGCGACUCAUGCCAACUGUCUUGAUUCCUGCGUAUUAAUGGGGUUCCUUUGCUUCUUGUAGUGAACGUUGAGCGGCGUUUUGUUGUUGGAUAAUGAAACAACCGCCAGGUGGCCAGUGUCAUGAUCUCUUUGGGGCCGAGUUCAAGGGCUCGCCCUGCCAUCACAGGGUACUGAAGCCCCCUGGUGGUGCCAGCAGUGACAUAUUUGGGAGACCUGAUGAGGUAGACCAGUCGCCACGGAAAAUUCGCAGUAACCACCACCUGAAAUCAUCAGUGUUUGGGACCCACAGCACACCUGAGCCACCUGCCACAUCACGCAGCAAGCCCGGUAAUGAUACCCACAACCGCCUGUUUGGCCCACUAGAGAACCGGCCCCAGAGUGCGUCCUUAAAUCGAAUGAAAAGUAACAUUCCAGUUGGAGUGGUGGGAGCUGGAUCUGAACUGGGACAGUCCUCCAGCAGCACAUCGUCCAAAUCUGUGCCCAUCGAGAACGGACAACAGGAAAUGUUGUCUACACCUAAAGUCAGGCGCAACCCGGUCACUGGGGAGGGCAUCUCUUCAAGUGACAGCACCCACAGAAGAAGAACACAGAAACGAGAUGGUAACCCUGUGACUGGCGAAGGCUACAGUGCAGUUGCAAAUGGUGAGAAGGAAUCCUCAUCAACACAACCUGCAGCCACAACCACCAAUGGAACAGGCAGUGCUGAGAUCCGUCGUAACCGCGUGCCACCCGGUGGUUACUCCUCUGGCCUGUGGUGAACGGACCACCCGACACUGUUCCCUCUCCUCUUCCAGAUGACUGCUAGUUCCUGUUUUCUUCUCCCUUGCAGAUCAUUCCAUUUGUUGGGUGGAAGUUGGCCACAAAGAAGAAAGUCUAUCAAGAGAGAUGAUAUUUCUAAUUCAGUUAGUAGUGGUGAAUUGAUAACUAACAAGAAUGGUAAUAUUUUAGUUGUACUAAUGUCUUCUUUAAUUUAAAUGCAUUAGUUGAAGCUUUUGUAGUUUGGGGGAAGCAGAAACUUGAAGUACUUGAUCAUGCCUUUGUCCUGCACAGGACACAGUGUACGUCCCUCAUUUUAAUAUAAAUGAUGUUAUUGGCUUCUGUAUAUACUGUUGAUUUGUGUUGACACGCUCUCUUCUUGCGCAGAUGCUUCACAUUCUAAAGACUGUUGAUUGAUUUCUCCCAAGAACAACUUAGCCAUUGAAAAUAACUUGCUUAUAAUACUACUUGUAUACAAUAAACAGUUUUUAUGAGUGA
This is a messenger RNA of Cryptotermes secundus, 1327 nucleotides long. It is a transcript of the gene Jupiter, whose product is annotated as microtubule-associated protein Jupiter. Bases 166 to 831 code for a protein of 221 amino acids. Gene Ontology annotation, cellular component: nucleus. NCBI's taxonomy places the organism in Eukaryota, Metazoa, Arthropoda, Insecta, Blattodea, Kalotermitidae. The record is from RefSeq and is a predicted model, not a curated record. The transcript is spliced from 5 exons.